AUGGCCCCUGCAUUGAUCGCCCUCGAAGAACACUUCGAUUCCAACAUCUUCACCGCCAAAGACAACCUCCACGCCAACCUACCACCUCAUCUCAGCGAACGACUCCAAGAUGUUGCAGAGCUCAGACUCAAAGAAAUGGACGCCGGUAACAUUUCCAUGCAAGUCCUAUCCCACAUAGGCCUCAUGCCUACUCCAGUAGCAGAGUGCCAGCAAGUCAACGACAAACUAGCCUCAGCCUGCGCCGCAUACCCAGACCGUCUAGCUGGCUUCGCGACCCUUCUCAUGCAAGAUCCAGAAGCUGCAGCCGCAGAGCUGGAACGCAGUGUCAAGAACCACAAAUUCCUCGGAGCCCUCAUCAACAGCCACCUCGAAGACGGAACCAUGUUCGACGACCCCCGAUUCUGGCCCGUGUUCGCAAAGGCAGUAGAGCUAGACGUACCCAUCUACAUCCACCCAAACUACCCCGGCGAGAACCUCGAAAGUUACUACAAAGGCUCCUUCUCCCAAAUGUCAGCCGUGAUGAUGUCCACCGCAGCCUGGGGCUGGCACUCCAGCUGCGGCUUGGGGAUCCUCCGUCUCUUCGCCGCCGGACUCUUCGACAGGUGCCCCACCCUCAAGAUCGUGAUUGGGCACAUGGGCGAGAUGAUACCGUAUAUGCUUGAGAGGACGAUUCACACCGCGCGGAACUGGGGGACGUUUCAGCGCAAUCUAAGGACGGUCUGGAAUGAGAAUGUUUGGGUUACGACGAGUGGGUUGUUCACACUGCCGCCGCUGGAGUGUCUGUUGAAGACUACGCCGGUGGAACAUGUUAUGUUUAGCUUGGAUUACCCUUUCUCGGGCACGGAGACUGGGAGGCAGUUUGUUGAGGAGAUUGAGAAGUCGGGACUUUUGAACCAGGAGCAGUUUGAGGGUUUCUGUCAUGGGAAUUCGGAACGGCUGUUGAAGAUCAAGGGGAAGCAGUGA
Molecule: messenger RNA, 963 nt
Organism: Fulvia fulva
Lineage: Eukaryota; Fungi; Ascomycota; Dothideomycetes; Mycosphaerellales; Mycosphaerellaceae
Product: Decarboxylase orsB
Exons: 1
Coding region: 1-963 (320 amino acids)
Biological process (GO): secondary metabolic process
Cellular component (GO): cytosol; cytoplasm
Molecular function (GO): hydrolase activity; carboxy-lyase activity
Source: RefSeq, a predicted model, not a curated record